Messenger RNA from Oryza sativa Japonica Group (Japanese rice), 2620 nucleotides. The record is from RefSeq and is a predicted model, not a curated record. NCBI's taxonomy places the organism in Eukaryota, Viridiplantae, Streptophyta, Magnoliopsida, Poales, Poaceae.
UUCGGAUCAAUACUUGUUCUACUAUAUCAUAUUGUUAGCCGAUUGGUUUCUACUGGAUUAUAUUGCUAUAUUAUAUCAUCAUCAUGCCGAUUGCCUUUAUAUCAUUAUCUACAUUUGACAUAUAGCCGAUUGCUUAAACCCUAUCGCUAUCGGCUGGUAUCGACAUCGGCUAUUAUCGGCUAUCGGCUGGAACUACUCCAUCGGCUUAUCAGCCGAUUGGCUGUUUUGAUCUACUAUUUGCAUAUCUUGUCAGUUGCAGGAUCAAACUGACUGGCACGCCCGCAUUUCAUCAAUCUUUGGACCUGCACAGGAGUUAAGCAGAUUUCCUAGGCCGGUGUGUUCGAUUUUUUUUUUCGUCGACAGUAUCCAGCCUUUUUCCUUACUUGUGCUUCUCCUUUUUCUGUGCGUGUGUUUCAGAUACUGACAAGGGGAGAGGGAGGCCAACAGCAUCGACCAGGAGGCGUCUGCUAGCAGUAGCGAGGAUGCUGCUAAUGAGGACAAGCCAGCUGAACAAGGUGUCAGCGGGACCAUCGACAGGAUCGUGACCUUCAUCGGCGACAGGGGUAGCAACCUGAACAACCUGGGGGAGAUGCUCAAGCAGUGGGAAGGAACCUGCAACCGCUACGGAACCUUUCUUCUCCACAUCGGACAAGUCCAGUUCUCUGAGAGGAAUGGACCCGUGCCAGUGGUCAUCGACAGGACCACCACCGUCUCCCGCGGGGUGGGCUGCACGCUCCUCCACCUCGGCAUGGCCCUGGGCAGCGGCGGCGAGGUAGUACGGCGCGUGGGGGUGGCAUGCACUGCGGCCAGUAUGCUCAACGACACGCCUGGUCUCUUGGCGCUCCUGGAUGCACGCAGCCAGGAGCAACCUCUCAAGAUCCUCCUCAAGUCAGUGGAGGACGCCAAGGACUUCAUCAGCAACUGGAAGAUCAACAAGGACGUCGUCGAGGUGGACGUUUGUCCAGCCCUGACCCUUGACGAGGUCGGCGCAAUCCGCAGGCUAUUCCAGGUCGAGAAAGCUGACAAGUUCUUGACAGGAGAUGUCGUCAAGGUGAAGCUAGGGCAGUACGAGGCCAUACAAGCUGCCAGAAAUUUGCCUGAGCUGCCUGUAUCCGCCGUAUGUGCUAUACUGGCUGCGGCUGAGAAAGGAAAAAACAAGGGCGCAGCUGAUGUUGGCGCCCAAGGCCAACAGAAGCCUUCUGCCUAGUUCGUCGGUACGCAUGUCUGUUCAUCAUCUACAGGAUAUUGCGCUGUGCUGGCUGGCUUCACCAUGUGCUCUCCCAAAUGCCGACUCAGUUUGUUUCUAGAAGGAAGGAUGUGACCUGCCCGGCGAGAUGGUGAUUACCAGUACUUUGCUUCAGCACUGAACCAGUCGAAGCUCGUCAGGGACCUUGAAGUUUGUUUGUGCUCAUGACGGUUGAAAGACAUGAGGGAGAGCGGGAAAGACAGCAGCGAGUGGAUGUCCUGUAGAUGGUGAAGGACACACCCCCACCCCCACCCUCAUUUCUGUACCUUGCUGUCUGAAUGCUUCUGGUGCUGCAGAGUCUGUUAGGCAAAGUCUUUUUUGAGUUAAACCUUUUGAAUCUAAUCGAUGCCAGAACUUUUGAAUCUCCAAUCUAUUUCACCUUAAGCUUAGCAUUUUUCAUUGACAGCCUGUUAGAGUUUUUCUUGUAACAGAUUUAUCUGUUAUGUUGCUCUUCUCAACUUGGUAUUCUAAAGUGAGCAUAGGCAUCAAUAGUAAGUAAUCCUGUGAAAAACCGUUGUAAUAUGUUGCUCUACAAAACGAUGAUAUAUGAUGAUAUACCCGUUCUGUACUUGAGUCAAUUUACCUUAUCCAUGCCAGCGCAAACAUUUGCACCAUGAAAGGUGAGCACAGUUAUGAUAAUAUUGUCAUAUACUGGACAUUGGAAGGACAUGAUCUCAUGUUCAAAGUUCGGGAGUUGGGACACAUGAAAUGAAAGUUGGAGUUGGGACAAAUGAAAUGAAAGUUGGAGUUUCCUUAAUCUCCCAUGUGUUUAACAGGAAUCAGAGAGGAUAAAGCAUCGAGACAUCCUAGUUUUUGCAGGUGGGCAAUAUUCAUAGGUUCUUUGCAGGAAAAGUUCUAUUUAUAAAGAUACAUUAUUCCAGAAAAAUAGAAUGUGAAUCUAUCCUAUUUAUAAAGAUACAUCUCUUAGGUAUAUUCCAAUUUUCAACAAAACUAACAAGAAACACAAAGUAAAAUCGUGUGAUCCAUAUUAUCAACAAUAUGUGCAGCCUUAAAAUGAUUAGAAAUUUAGAAUUUGAUCUUGUGAACUGUCUACACUGGUAGAACAUUUAUUGGCAUGUCGACAUGCAUACAUGGUUAUUGGUCAACGUUACACGAUUAAGAAAAAACUGACAAGGUAGUCCAAGACAUAUACUGCAGUUCAUUUGUUUUUACCUACUAUUGCUGAAUUCAGUAGUACACAUACAUGAUAGUAGAAUUCCCAAAUAGAACUGGAAAUAGAAAACUGGAUUGUACAACUGAAACAGUCGUAUAUACAACCUUUUCAAGUUUGUCAGAAGACAGGUUUUCUGCUAUUAGGCAUUAUAACCACAAAGACAGCAUCAGAUAUAUCCAGAAACCGAAACUGCGACAGAA